Paraphaeosphaeria sporulosa is the source of this 1809-nucleotide messenger RNA. RefSeq lists its product as uncharacterized. NCBI's taxonomy places the organism in Eukaryota, Fungi, Ascomycota, Dothideomycetes, Pleosporales, Didymosphaeriaceae. The record is from RefSeq and is a predicted model, not a curated record. Gene Ontology annotation, cellular component: mitochondrion; small ribosomal subunit; ribosome. Gene Ontology annotation, biological process: translation. The transcript has 3 exons. Bases 342 to 1655 code for a protein of 437 amino acids. Gene Ontology annotation, molecular function: structural constituent of ribosome.
GCCUUGGACUUGAACCAUGGACAUCAGCACAAUCUGAGCCAGAAUGCUAGUACUAGUGGCGCCUCACCUGUGCUCCGUGGAAAAUUGGGGAUGGUCGAAUAUGCGAGCUCGACUUUAUGCUCCGCGUCGAUAGUGUCGACAAGACCACCAAGCCCAGAACCGCACACGAUAGCGACCUUUGGCUUCUGAAGUGCUUCCGGGAGUUUUGAGCGUACAUAGUCAGCUGUUUCCGAAGCGCGGGCAUAGGCGUUGGGCGCAGCAAGGUUGUCCAUCGUUUCUGCCAUAUUGAUAUCUCUUUCCCAACACGAAGAGAGAUCGAAGGAGGAAGAAAGGAUUUAAUUAUGCGAUCUAAAAUUUACCAGGCCAUGUGCGGCAGGAGGGGUGAUGUUGACUUUGUCUUGGCACGGUGCUCUCCGAGGCAGCGCGUUCUGCCGGGCGGUGGGCCUUUGCGGCCUAGCGCCAAUGUUUUGCUUCACUCAGCGAUGCUACACGCGACGAGCACCAAUCCAUCAGCAAUGGCGGCUCCGCGUUCUCUGCGGCCAUUUCUGGCCCCGGCGAAGAGGAUAAAGAUCACACCCCCUAGAUCGUCCGCCCAGACUUUUCUACGAUGCAAGAGCAAGCGCGCAGAAGACCGAGACGAUGACCGCGAGUGGCGGACAAAGCCUGACGAAAAUGACGGUGCCGAUGUUGAUAUUUUCGCCGAGAUGGAGAAGGGUGAGAUGCCCUUCGAGCAGCGGUUAGAGCAUAUGGGCAUCGACGCGGCAGAGUACAAGGCGCUCAAGACCAGCUCGAAGGCGGCUGAGGAAAAGCUCAACAGGUGGACGCCCAAAUCCAAGGAAGACGCACAGAGAAAAUGGAAGCGGAUGGUCAACGCGCCAGAGGACAACACGCUCUUGGAGAUGUUCAAGAGAGAGGGCGUCGAUGUGCUUGCGGAGGGAAAAGCUCGUGAACUGAGGCUUCCCACCGACAAGGAUCCGCUCGACCCGAAGACACAGGAGGCUCUCGAUGCGCUGAGGACCCCCGUCAACGUCCAAGCCGUCCACCUUCGCCCUCUCCGCCGUGCCCCCACCCACGGUGUUCCCGUAUGCGACCUCCAGCUCCGCACCUACUCCAUCCGAAACCUUCUCCUCUUCGCCGACUUCGCCGUCCGCGCAGCCUACUACAUGGGUCUGUGUGCACGAGGCCCCAUCCCCCUCCCUCGCAUCACAGAACGCUGGACCGUACCACGUGCCAACUUCAUCUUCAAGAAGUCGCAAGAGAACUUCGAGCGUAUCACCAUGCGACGACUCAUCCAGAUCCAGGAUGGUCAUCCCGACGUAGUGAAGGCGUGGCUUGCAUUUCUGCAGAAACACCAGUACUAUGGCGUCGGUAUGAAAGCGAACAUCUGGGAGUUUGAGAGCCUGGAGGCUGCGACACGGGCAGGAUACAACCUCGAUGCCGAUGACCACAGCAGGAGGAGAGAGGGCCCGAUGAUCGAGAAGGUCAAGGAGAUCUUGAGCACGCCAGCGUACAAGGAGGCGUUGGCGGACUACACGAUGCCAAAUUCUAUAGAAUUGAGGCCCGGAGGAUACAAAGUGCCGAAGGAGAUUAUGGGGAGAAAAGCGAGAAAAGCAGCAAACAAAGCCAACCGGGCGGAAAAACAACUGAACGCCUAAAGAGGCGGUGUUGAUAGAGCGAAGAGCGAUGAUCUGUAAGAUUAUGUGUCUGAGGCUGUCUGAAGAUGCAUGUAUUUCCAUAACGACGCAUUGUAGAGUGGUGUACAUAUACCUUGGUCCAAUAGGGAACGUUCAAAAACGUGUUCAAAAACUU